This is a messenger RNA of Penaeus monodon (black tiger shrimp), 615 nucleotides long. Its product is annotated as forkhead box protein G1-like. Gene Ontology annotation, biological process: regulation of transcription by RNA polymerase II. Gene Ontology annotation, molecular function: DNA-binding transcription factor activity; sequence-specific double-stranded DNA binding. The record is from RefSeq and is a predicted model, not a curated record. Lineage: Eukaryota; Metazoa; Arthropoda; Malacostraca; Decapoda; Penaeidae. Gene Ontology annotation, cellular component: nucleus.
AGACAGACAGAGAAGUGUUUGCGUUGUUUGUGAAGACACAAAAAUUGGAAAAGGAAAUCUGUCUAAACUUAGAUAUUCGAAGUACGACGAGAAAGACACUCAGAAAAAAAAACAGUUUAUAUAUAUCUUGUUUGUGCUGUACUUAGAAUGGUGAACUUGGGUAGUGGUGACAUGUACAGUACAGUAAGCAACAUGGAAGCCACACCGUUGAAGCACUCCUUCUCCAUCAGCUCCCUCUUGUCCGAGGCCGUCCUCAACGCCGUCCCCGAGCACCGACCGGAGCCGCAGCCGCCCAAGAACGAGCUCAUCCUCCAGGACUUCGAGAUGACGGGCGCCGUGGACGAAGAGGAGGAGGAGGACAUCGACGUCACAGGAGCCGCCAGCCCUCUGGUCCCCACUACAGCUACAACGCCCUCAUCAUGAUGGCCAUCCGGUCAUCCCCCGAGAAGCGCCUCACCCUCAGCGGCAUCUACGAGUUCAUCAUGAAGAACUUCCCGUACUACCGCGAGAACAAGCAGGGCUGGCAGAACUCCAUCCGCCACAACCUCAGCCUCAACAAGUGCUUCGUCAAGGUGCCGCGCCACUACGACGACCCCGGCAAGGGCAACUACUGGA